ACUGGAAAGUAACGCAGUUUGUAAUUGUAAUCCGACUUGAACACACGUUUUUUAUUAUUUCUUAUUAUUUUUCGACAAAAAAAUGAGUCGAUUUACAUUAUGGCUUUUGGCGAUUGGAGUGACGGUCGCAAUUUUUGCGACGGGUGUCCACUCGCAGGAUGACGACGAUAGCGGCGACGGGAGUGAUCCUGACACUGAUGACGAUGGUACUGAGGAUGACGGUGCAGACAUCGAUUCUGAUGUGGAGACUGAUAACUCUCUGAGAAAGAAGAGACAGUCAGAUUUAGACCAGGAUUAUUUCCAGGAGUGAAAGCACGUGUUAUUGUGAAAUCUAUCAAUUUUAAUGGUGAAAAAUAAUUUGCAAACUGCAUUUGUGUCGUCAAACUUUAACAAAUUUUCAGUACCAUGAUUUAAGAGUAAAUAAACCACAUUUAUUCAGAAAAAUA
Molecule: messenger RNA, 446 nt
Organism: Folsomia candida
Lineage: Eukaryota; Metazoa; Arthropoda; Collembola; Entomobryomorpha; Isotomidae
Product: secreted acidic protein 2
Exons: 2
Coding region: 83-310 (75 amino acids)
Source: RefSeq, a predicted model, not a curated record